AUGAAAGCCCACCUGCCACGACUGAACGAGCUCCGAAAAGUACUGUCAUCGGCAGUAAAUAAGCCGCAUCCAGGUAUCAGGCCAGAUUCCUCACGCCCGACGGAAUCGGAUCCGCCCGACGACUGGAGACCGAACUCCCAGGCCGUCUUGGACGAGCGUAUGCUAACCGAGGAAAACGACGAAAGUGAGAGAGAUGGCGCACAGGAGGUCGACAGCGUGGUCACAAUUGGGCCUCCUGAGAGUCCACCUGACGUGGCGAAUAGAAAGAUUCUCAUGUCGUUGAUCUGCGAUCUCGAAACCAGAGUCCGAAAGCUGGAGGAACAAGUGGAGGAUCAAAACCAGGAAAAUCACCGCCUGCACAGGAGAGUGAGCAGCGCCUAUGAGAGUGUCCCGACCUCUCACACCAAAUUCCGUCGCUCAGCUCGGUACAAGGAGAUGGAGUCGGAAUGA
This is a messenger RNA of Aspergillus welwitschiae, 450 nucleotides long. RefSeq lists its product as uncharacterized. The record is from RefSeq and is a predicted model, not a curated record. The transcript has 3 exons. Bases 1 to 450 code for a protein of 149 amino acids. NCBI's taxonomy places the organism in Eukaryota, Fungi, Ascomycota, Eurotiomycetes, Eurotiales, Aspergillaceae.